CUCACGUCUCACGUCCUUCCGUUGAGCGGCAAUUGUAGGCCUGCCUUUGUGAUCCGCGCGUCGCGAAGACAGCCCAAGGACGAGGAGACUGUCGCCAGAGCAGGGCAAAUAGCACCAUGUCGGCCUCCAUUCCCGGCAGGCGCGAGCUGCCCGAAUCGCAGUAUGACCUUAGCACGUAUUGGGGCCGCGUGCGACAUAACGCUGGCAUUACAGAUCCGAGGACCCUUCUCGUGGGCAAAACCGGACUCGAGCAGGCCAAGCAGGCCAUCAUGUUGUACAAGCAAGGCCAUACGAAGGAGAUCACACCCGACCUAUGGAAGGCAAAGAAGGUCGUUGACUCGACAUUACACCCCGAUACCGGGGAGGCUGUCUUCUUGCCAUUUCGGAUGUCCUGCUUCGUACUCUCGAACUUGGUCGUCACUGUGGGCAUGUUGACGCCAGGUCUUGGGACAGCAGGCACGAUCGGAUGGCAGGUAGCCAACCAGUCCCUGAACGUGGCGAUCAACUACUCCAACGCCAACAAGUCGUCGCCCAUGUCGACGUGGAAGAUCGCGCAGUCCUACCUCCUCGCCGUGGGGGCGUCGUGCUCCGUGGCCGUGGGCCUCAACAGCCUGGUGCCGCACCUCCGGCGGCUCUCGCCGUCGACGCGCCUCGUGCUCGGCCGCCUCGUGCCCUUCGCCGCGGUGGCGAGCGCGGGCGCGCUCAACGUCUUCCUGAUGCGCGGCGAGGAGAUGCGCACGGGCAUCGACGUCUUCCCCGUCCUGUCGGCGGCCGACAAGGCCCGGCUCGAGGCCGAGGGCCGCGCCGAGGGCGACGUGGCCAGCAUCGGCAGGAGCAAGAAGGCCGCGACCCUGGCCGUGGCCGAGACGGCGCUGUCGAGGGUCCUCAACAGCUCGCCCAUCAUGGUCAUCCCGCCGCUGGUCCUCGUCAGGCUGCAGAGGACCGAGUGGCUGAAGCGCAACCCCAGGUUGACGCUGCCCCUGAACCUGGGCCUGAUCCUGGCCACGAGCUACGCCGUGCUCCCGCUGGCGCUGGCGGCCUUCCCGCAGCGCCAGAGGGUCAGCGCCGAGUCGCUGGAGGAGGAGUUCCACGGCCGGGGAGGGGAGGGGGGCAUGGUGGUUUUCAACCGGGGGAUCUAGGGAGGAGGGAGGCAAAAAAGACGAGGGAUCGAACCAUCUAAACUCUACAUGUGCUUUAGGCUGAGCAUUUGGUUUUAACGCAUGGCUUGGAGUCCUACGGGCUGCUGAUUGGCGAUAUGCACUUUGUCAUCUUUUCUUACAAAGAUCAUUCCGGUAACCUGGUUCAUCCGGCAGGGCAGGGAAGAGCCUCAGUGGGGUU
Phialemonium atrogriseum is the source of this 1338-nucleotide messenger RNA. Its product is annotated as Tricarboxylate/iron carrier. NCBI's taxonomy places the organism in Eukaryota, Fungi, Ascomycota, Sordariomycetes, Cephalothecales, Cephalothecaceae. The coding region runs from base 117 to 1139 and encodes 340 amino acids. Gene Ontology annotation, molecular function: monoatomic ion transmembrane transporter activity. The record is from RefSeq and is a predicted model, not a curated record. Gene Ontology annotation, biological process: monoatomic ion transport; mitochondrial transmembrane transport. The transcript has 4 exons. Gene Ontology annotation, cellular component: mitochondrial inner membrane.